Lepisosteus oculatus (spotted gar) is the source of this 789-nucleotide messenger RNA. The record is from RefSeq and is a predicted model, not a curated record. NCBI's taxonomy places the organism in Eukaryota, Metazoa, Chordata, Actinopteri, Semionotiformes, Lepisosteidae.
AUGGGUUCCUCAAACAGACAGAACUUCAAUGUUACUGAGAAUUCAGAUAUACAACUCUGUUAUGAAACCAUCGCUGGCUCCUGUACAAGAGUAAUCAAACCAGUUAUCUUACGAAUUAUAUUGUAUUUUAUUAUGAUAAUAAUAAUACUGACAACAUUGUGUGGAAACUUUGUGGUCAUAAUUUCAAUUGCAUACUUCAGACAACUCCAUACCAACACAAAUUAUCUGAUUCUCUCAUUGGCAGUUUGUGAUUUUUUGUUGGGAGUGCUCAUCAUGCCUUAUACAAUGUUUUUUUAUAUUGAAGGUUGCUGGUAUCUGGGAAGUUUGUUUUACCGUUACUUUGCUGUGUGUAACCCUCUGAGUUACAAAACCAAAAUCACAUCUGAAGUCAUACUUAUGAUGAUCAUAAUCAGCUGGAUAGUGUCAGGAAUAUUUGGUUUUACGGUGGGUUUACUGAAGCUGAAUAUAAAAGGCACUGAGGAAUAUUAUUACAAAUAUAUUGACUGUGUAGGAGGAUGCAUUGUGUUUUUCAGUAAAUUCUUUGGACCUCUGUCCUCUUUGUUCUCAUAUUUCAUUCCUGCAUUUAUCAUGCUGGGAAUUUACUUUAAAAUAUAUUUAGUAGCCAGACAUCAGGCUAGGUCUAUCAAAGAUAUAACACAGCAAAUUCAAGAUGCUAGAGAGAACAAGAGUGAAAUUUCAAGUCAGCAGGAGAGAAAAGCUGCAAAAACCUUAGGCAUAUUUGUUGCUGGUUUCUAUGAUGAGCGCCUUUUUAGCUCUACUGCUACAUAA